AAUGGUGUGUAUAUAGUGGGAAUUAAUCAGAAAAAUAUGCAAAUUUAUGUAUUAUACUUAUUUUGAGUCUUUGAAAGAGUCUGAGAGGAAGAAGACACUUAACGGAGGAAGAUUCAUUAGCUUGUCAGAGUGAGACAGGAUCUGACUACUGGGAUCCAGAAUUAGGUCAUAAUCCUGUCUGUAGGCCUCUUGUAAGUGACUGCCUGAGACCUUCAGUAAGGAACACAGAUCUCAAUUAGUCUGACAGAUCCACAAUGCCUUGCUCUCCCUUCCGAAUCAGGAGGCCAAAGAAGUUCUGGAAACAGGAUGGAGGAGAGCCCUGCUUUUCUAACACACUAGAUCCUUCACUGGUCCAGCCCUCACUGCCUCACACCAGUCCUGCGUUCCUCAAGACACCUGAUUUAUUUGAAAUGAUUGAGAAAAUGCAGAGCAACAGAAUGGACGAGCAACGAUGCACUCUUCCUCCUCCUCUCAAAACCGAGGAAGACUACAUCCCUUACCCCAGCGUCCAUGAGGUUCUUGGCAGAAAGAGUCCAUUUCCCUUGAUUCUGCUGCCCCAGUUUGGGGGUUAUUGGAUUGAAGGGACCAAUCAUGAGCUAAGCAAUGGGACUGAUCUGGACCAGCUUCUGUCUCCCAAUUCACGCUUCAAACUGGAGUGCAACACUACCGCUAAGAUCUACAGGAAGCAUUUUCUGGGAAAAGAACACUUUAAUUACUAUACAGUGGACAGUGCCCUGGGCCACCUGGUAUUCUCCAUGAAAUAUGAUGUUAUCGGGGACCAAGAGCAUCUCCGCCUCAUGCUCAGAACUAAAAUGAAAACAUAUCACGACGUGAUUCCAAUAUCUUGUUUGACCGAAUUCCCCAACAUUGUCCAGAUGGCCAAGCUCGUCUGUGAAGAGGUGAACGUGGACCGAUUUUUCCCUGUGCUUUACCCAAAGGCCUCCAGGCUCAUUGUCACUUUCGACGAACAUGUCAUAAGCAACAACUUCAAGUUUGGAGUCAUUUAUCAGAAGUUUGGACAGACCUCAGAGGAGGAGUUGUUUGGGAAUAACGAGGAGAGUCCUGCUUUUGUGGAGUUUUUAGAGUUUCUGGGACAGAAAAUCGAGCUCCAUGACUUCAAAGGUUUUCGUGGAGGACUGGAUGUGACACAUGGUCAGACAGGCUCUGAAUCUGUGUACCACAAUUUCCACAACAAGGAGAUCAUGUUCCAUGUGUCAACUAAGCUGCCUUACACAGAGGGUGAUACACAGCAGCUACAAAAGAAGAGGCAUAUAGGAAAUGACAUUGUGGCCAUCGUGUUUCAAGAAGAGAACACUCCAUUUGUGCCAGACAUGAUUGCCUCCAACUUCCUUCAUGCCUACAUAGUGGUGCAAGUUGAAAAUGCCUGUUCUGACAACGUCCUGUACAAGGUUUCAGUAACAGCGAGAGACGACGUUCCAUUCUUCGGACCAUCCCUCCCCAACCCAGCCAUUUUUAAGAAAGGCCCAGAGUUUCAUGAAUUCUUGCUUACCAAGCUGAUCAAUGCCGAAUACUCUUGUUACAAAGCUGAAAAAUUUGCCAAAUUAGAGGAGCGUACCCGCUCUGCUUUGCUGGAGACGCUGUACGAGGAGCUGCACAUCAACAGUCAGGCGAUGAUGGGAAUGGGAGGAGAGGAGGACAAACUGGAGAAUGGAGGAGGGGGAGGGGGCUUCUUUGAGUCUUUCAAGCGGGUGAUCCGCAGCAGGAGCCAGUCUCUGGACACCAUGGGCCUCAAUAUCAGGAAGUACACAGUCUCCAAUAGUCACAGCGGCAGUUUCACCCACAACAACAACAGCAACCACUCACCAGAGUCCCCCAAACCCCCUGGGAUAUCAUUGCUUGUCCCAGGCAAAAGCCCAAGUAAAUAUGGACGUCGUGGCAGUGCCAUAGGAAUAGGAACCAUAGAAGAGUCUUUGAUCAUUCCUGGAAAAAGCCCAACUAGGAAAAAGUCAGGACCCUUCAGCUCUCGACGUAGCAGUGCUAUCGGCAUUGAGAACAUCCAGGAGGUUCAGGAGAAGAGAAUUGCUGCUCUGUUGUCAGAGGACAGGACAGUGCUCUGUCUUUCUCUACCCAGCGUCACUCUCAAGAAUGGGAGGCUCGUCGUGGAUCCUUCCAACAGUAGAGAGUGCUCUCCCAGCACACAGAAGACGCCUGAUAGUGGCCACGCCUCCCAGGAACCCAAGUCUGAAAACUCCUCCAAUCAGAGCUCUCCUGAGGUUCUCAUCACCAAGAACAGCUCAAGCAUGUACUGCCGGGCUCCCUCCAUUCCUGAGGCUCGUGACCUGUCCCGCUCCUCAUCUAACGCCAGCAGCUUUGCUAGUGUGGUAGAGGAAAAUGAAACAGAGGCCACAGAGGACUACGACACUGGCAUGGAGAGUCUGUCGUCAGCAGAUACUCCUCAUAAAAGAGACUCGUUCACAUACAGCACAUGGCUGGAGGACAACAUGAGCACUACCGGUACAACCAGCCGGGGGAGCUCUCCUGCUCCUGGCAGAACGGAUGGUGGAAAGAACCAGGAGCAGAACCGUACAGACAUCCGCAUCAAACUUGAGCGACCAAAUGACCACAAGUCCUCAUCUAACUGCUAGCUCCUCCUGCUUGACUGCCUCAUGGACAUCCAUCAGCAGAAACACCCUAGAGAGAAAACGAGAUCUUGAUGAAGAAGAGGGCGACGACAACGGUUGGCUGCAGAAGUGACAACAUGUACAUGACCCAGAACCACAAUCAUGUGACCAUAUCUCCAUCAGGACACUGAAUUCCUUCGCAGACUUGACCAGAAACAGGAAGGAGUUGGUUACAGGCAGCCAGAGACUGCAUUGGCCCUCCUUCCAACUUGUCCUUCACCCUCCUUGUGAGUACAUCAGUAAAUGAAUGAGAACCUCCUCUGUAGCAGUGUGUACUGACAGGCCACUGUGCUGGUGAGUGGCUAAACUAGCAGGUUAAUUGAGGUCCUAACACUGUGCUGAAAUUCAAUUCUGUGAAGUUUGUCUCCUAAAGAACAUUUCAUCUGCUUGCACGGCAAAAGCUUUUUCAGCUGUCCCAAUUAGUGGACUCUGCAACAGGGAUAGCGCAUGUUUCUGAAACCUUAAAUGACAAAGGUACAUGGUAUGACUUCACUGUACAGUACACAUCAAAUGUGCUAUUUGGCAAAGGGCUGUAGAGACCAAACCAUUUAUCAUAUUCUGAUACUGAUGUUCUGUCAUUAUGAUUUCAGGAGUGAAAACCUUUAAUCUGAUAUUUGUUGCAGCAUUGCAGUACGUCCUUUGGCAUUAUUUAAGAGUAACAGCACUCAAAAACUUUUCUUGCAAAGAAAAAAUUCGCCAAUAUUAAAAUGUUAUACUAUUUUGAACAGAAAUUACAAAAUAAACAUUUUAAAUGCUACAAGUGAAUUAUAAUGCACAUGUUGAUUGUUUAUCUGUUUGCCACUCAAGCAGCUCAUGAUCAGGGCUGCAAGGUCUCGAGUUUUGUUUCUUAUAGUGACUCUUUUUUUUUUUCCCGAAGGACUUUUUUUUUUUCAAACUGUAUAGAAAUCCCUAGUGGAGAUCCUUUUCCUUAUGUUGACUCAUUUGGCUCUUCUUUGCUUUGUGUUUGAAUGUACAGAUGGUUUGAUGUCUGAACUGUGUGCCAAGGUGACAGUCCUCUUUUAAAAACUCAGUCUAGACAGGAGUUUUGAGUUAAAACAAAUCUGCUGUUGCUAAUCUAUAAACCAGUCAUCAAUGCCAAAAAUCAUUAAUUGUGAUGUUUGCUCUUUGUUAACGCCAAAAAGCAUUGAAUGGAGCUUAAAUAUGGAGGAGUGGUUUGAGGAUGCCUUACUGAAAGUGUCAAAAUAUAUGAAGGGAAAAGCUUAGCAGAUUUUUUUGUUAUCUAUAUAUGAUAAAUGAUUGGCCUUAGUGGCUUCAAUUAAACUAGUCCUCAUUGCUGAUUCAUGUUUGUUUUAUACAUUUCCCAUAACUGAUCCGUCCUCAUGAUAAACUCAGAC
This is a messenger RNA of Carassius carassius (crucian carp), 3997 nucleotides long. Its product is annotated as rap1 GTPase-activating protein 1-like. Gene Ontology annotation, cellular component: cytoplasm. Lineage: Eukaryota; Metazoa; Chordata; Actinopteri; Cypriniformes; Cyprinidae. Gene Ontology annotation, molecular function: GTPase activator activity. The coding region runs from base 255 to 2606 and encodes 783 amino acids. Gene Ontology annotation, biological process: activation of GTPase activity; regulation of small GTPase mediated signal transduction. The transcript is spliced from 26 exons. The record is from RefSeq and is a predicted model, not a curated record.